AUGGCAGUCGCAAUAAAUCGCACACUAACUCACCACCUACCAAAAGUAGUGUUUUUCAUGGAAUCGCAAAACCAGCCUAAAGUAGGCAAAACUUUAACAAUGGUGGCUUUUUCCGAUGACCGACCACUGCUCAAGCCCUUUCAUAUGUUUCGUUACAUCGGAGACCAUUACCUAAACAGCUAUGACUGGUUUUUUAUCGUCCAAGACACAACCUAUGUACGUGGUGAAAAGUUAAUGGAUUUUGUCAACCAUUUGAGCAUAAGUCAGGAUCUUUAUCUCGGCAAAACAAUGGCCGAUGUCAAUGCAGUGUACUGUAUGCUUGGUGGAGGCUUUAUCCUCGGACAGGCAGUGAUGACAAAAAUUGUCAACGAACUUGACUGGUGUACAAAGAAUGCCUUCUCAAGUGAAGCUGAUGACAACAUCGGACGCUGUCUUCUCCACAGCGCAAAUCUGGCAUGCAGUGAAUCUGUAAAUGGGAAACAAUUCAAAACAUAUCAAUUGAAACAGAACUUCAACUUCGAAGCAGAUAUUAAGGUUGAGAAAAAGAAGGAAGAUUUCAACUCCGCGAUCACGCUGCACAGUGUUACCGAUCCAGAUGAAAUCUACAGGCUGCAUAGGUACUUCAGUGAGCUGGAUCUGACUCAUACGCACAAGUUAAUCUCUGAAGGAAUUCAACAGGAAAACACAUAGUAUUCUGUCAUCUCAUUGUUUCUUCUUUGCCAUGAAAUCGUGUAAUGUGUAAAUAAAUUUUUUCAAUAGCUUCAACAGUAAAGUCAGUUGAUCCAUCACAAGCAAAAUGAUCUGUGAAGUCAGCAGCUGCUUUAUCAUUUAGAUAUGAUGAGCCAACAUCCAAACCUUUUAGUUUAUCUAGCCUACACAAAGUGAUAUAACUCCUGAAGCUCAUGUGAGUCUUAGUAACACCGUGAGUGUUUGCGAAAUUUUAUAAUGAGCCUGUUAUAGUCGGUAUUUUUCAAAUUUAAAAGACACUCCGCCGCCUUGCUUUGCGACACAGGGACAGAUUUUGCAACAGAUUUUUAAUUUGCCUUGCAAUGUACUUUUAAGGAUUCAGGCUGUUUGACAGACUCAAGUCGAAAAAGUUUGAACCAUAGUUUCACAAAUGAGGAAUCUACUUCUGUGCUGAACUCUGUACACACCGUACAAAACAUCUUGUCUCCGUCAAAUUUUAACCACUCGGUUGUCCUGCCAUUGUGAUUGAAAUGUUCGCUUUCUUUUAGAUUCGUAGUCAGUUUUGGACGAAGACUAAUUGCCUUGACGUUGUACUGGUCAUUUCCCCCAGCAUACAGCCUUCGAUAUAUCGAAGAAAGUUCAUAUCCAGGGUUUCUUCUACAUAGGAGGCACUGCGGCACACCGCCGUUGUCAAAUUU
Molecule: messenger RNA, 1385 nt
Organism: Priapulus caudatus
Lineage: Eukaryota; Metazoa; Priapulida; Priapulimorpha; Priapulimorphida; Priapulidae
Product: chondroitin sulfate glucuronyltransferase-like
Exons: 4
Coding region: 1-690 (229 amino acids)
Cellular component (GO): Golgi cisterna membrane
Molecular function (GO): glucuronosyl-N-acetylgalactosaminyl-proteoglycan 4-beta-N-acetylgalactosaminyltransferase activity
Source: RefSeq, a predicted model, not a curated record